This is a messenger RNA of Arctia plantaginis, 678 nucleotides long. The record is from the annotation of a GenBank genome assembly. Lineage: Eukaryota; Metazoa; Arthropoda; Insecta; Lepidoptera; Erebidae.
AUGGCACGUCGGUUACAAGCAAUGAUCGGGCCAUCAAUAUUAAACUCAGAUUUAUCGAGGUUAUACGAGGAAUCUCAAAAACUACUUGAUAAUGGUGCCGAUUACUUGCAUUUAGAUGUUAUGGAUGGUCAUUUUGUACCCAAUCUAACGUUAGGGCAUCCUGUAGUAAAAUGCCUUCGGAAUAAAAUUAAAGAUGUCUUUUUUGAAACUCACAUGAUGGUUUCUAAUCCUGAACAAUGGAUCGCUCCAAUGGCUGAUGCUGGAGUAAACCAAUACACUUUCCAUAUUGAACCAGUUGACAAUAUACCAGAAUUGUGUAGGAAAAUAAAGGAAUAUGGCAUGAAGGUAGGUCUAGCAAUCAAACCAGGCACACCAGUUUCAGAAGUAGAAAAAUACAUUUCAAUGUCAGACAUGGUGCUCAUAAUGACAGUGGAACCAGGCUUUGGUGGCCAGAAAUUUAUGGAAAACCAAAUGGUUAAAGUACAAUAUUUAAGGGAACAUUAUCCGCUGCUGAAUAUUGAAGUUGAUGGUGGUGUAGGACCUUCUACAAUUAGUUGUUGUGCAAAUGCUGGAGCUAACAUGAUAGUGUCUGGAACAGCAGUUAUUGGUGCAGCAGAUCAAGCAGCAACUAUCAAACUCCUACGAAACACAGUACAAGAAGCUAUUGAUAAACUAUAA